Nasonia vitripennis (jewel wasp) is the source of this 1837-nucleotide messenger RNA. Its product is annotated as glutamate receptor 2-like. Gene Ontology annotation, cellular component: membrane. The coding region runs from base 222 to 1790 and encodes 522 amino acids. The transcript is spliced from 7 exons. NCBI's taxonomy places the organism in Eukaryota, Metazoa, Arthropoda, Insecta, Hymenoptera, Pteromalidae. Gene Ontology annotation, molecular function: ligand-gated monoatomic ion channel activity. The record is from RefSeq and is a predicted model, not a curated record.
ACAUUUUCAUAUCAAUCACCAUCACGCAUGUCAGAUACUACAUCAUAAACAAUAGUUAUCCUUUCAACUCUCGGUAUUCUUUUAUUCGCCUGAUAUUUUAUGGACUAUACUGAAAUAGCAAUUCUGAAUUUCUCAGUCAUACGCAAAAACAUAAUGGCUAUGGGGAUAAUAGAAAAAGCGCGAAAGCCUUGAUAAUUAAUGACAAAUCAGAUAGGACGAAAAUGCAACGAUGUGACUCGCGACAAGCAUCGACUCCAUAUUACAAUAGCACGUUUUCUCGUGGAUUACGUCUCCAGUUAAAGCUCGAACUUCGAUGUAGAACAAUGUUUUCAUUUUUAGCUUUUCUAUCCAUUUUGAAAAUCGCGCAAGCCGUCGAAGGCGUUAUUUGGAGCAAAAGUGCUCGGAACUUCGUGCCAUUAUUCAGUAUUUCCAGGUUUGCUGUUCUGAACGACGAGAGGAUCCAAAGGAGUAAGGACUUGGAAUGGCACGAUUUUCAGCACGAGAUCCUAAAAGUCGCUUAUUAUCAGGAAAGGAAUCUUGUUAGCUUCAUAGAAAACGAUACCAGAAUUUCUGGUGUCGUGGGAGAGGUUUGGGAGAUUCUGGCCAACUAUUUAAACUUUACAUUAGUUCCUGUAAGGUUACAAGAGCGGAAUUUCGGUAACGAGUUGGAAAACGGAAGUUACGAUGGGAUCCUGGGACUCAUACAGUCGAAUCAGUCGCAGAUAAUCCCGAGAUCAGGAAUAUUCAGAAACAGACUAUCUUUGGUAGAUUACACUGUGCCACUUUGGAACAUUCGUUACCACUUGUACAUAAAACCAGAAUGGAGUCACGACGAUGCCUGGAUGUUUCACCUGUUUUCUUUGAAAGUCUGGUAUACGUUCAUUUUAUUUCUGGUCGUUCUAAGCAUAGCCGGUUACAUCUGCGAGAAGAAUUCAUUCAUGAAAACGAACGAGAAAAUUAUUUACAAUUUACAAGAUCACAUAUUCUACACUGCAGCCAUUGCUUGUAAUCAAGGAUGUGUGCCUGCUGAACUCCACAACAGAUCCAGGCUCAUCUAUAUCUGCACAAGCAUGUUCUCUUGGGUAAUCCUUAUCGCCUUCAGUUCCAAUGCUAUUUUUCUCAUGAUGAACAAAAAGUUCAUCUUACCUUUCACUGGCCUGAGAAGUUUGAUCCAGGACAGCAAGUAUGAGGUCGUCGCGUUCAGCGGAUCUAUGGUUCACAAGGAUUUUAAGGAAACGGUGUCGAAAUACUACAAAUACUCUCGAGACAUUAAGCGCGUGUCUUAUGCCCCGGCUGCAGGAGAGAUAUUUAGAAAAGUAUGUUUCACCGAAGACAAAAAGCUUGCAGCUUUCGAAGCUGAGGAUCGACACAAAGCUAUCGGCAAGAAUAUUUGCCGACUGAUAUCGACAAAGGCAUCUUACUUCGAGACGUGGAUCGCGUCGGCGAUUAAAAGAGGCUUUCGCUACAAGCGUAGUUUCGACAUAGGGAUUUUGAAACUAUCGGAAUUCGGAAUAAUAGACGGCCUGAGAGAUCGAUGGCUUGACUGGAAAUUCGAUGACCACGAGGAAAUUCCCUUUCAGUCCAUCGACAUGAGCCAAGUACACCUGAUAUUCAGUAUACUAGUACUGGGACUGAUCAUGUCCCUGUUAAUUUUACUGCUCGAGUACUUGACUUAUUUCAGAGGCAGGUUGUUCGUCAAGAAAAAAUCAAAACCGAAUAUACCAAAAGUGACCGUGAAGCCCAAGCUACCCGAAAUCGAUAGAAAUCGUGUCUUCCAUGUAUACAGAUAGUAUACAAGUUGUAACUAAUGCAAUAAAAAAUGUUUCUGUCUGUUGAA